Messenger RNA from Symbiodinium sp. CCMP2456, 2517 nucleotides. The record is from the annotation of a GenBank genome assembly. NCBI's taxonomy places the organism in Eukaryota, Dinophyceae, Suessiales, Symbiodiniaceae.
AUGGAGGACACGCCCUAUGACAGCCUCACACGAGAGCAUCUUCAGAAGAUGGCGAAGUGGAUCGUCAUGCUUCGAGGCGGUGACGAAUCUUCAGAAUCUACAGCCGCAAAGGCAGAAGACGUGCUGCAUGAAGUCAUCGCGAAGAAGUUUGGGGAGGGCUUUGAUCCAUCCCGAACAACUGAUGGCAGAAGCAAUGAAUGGCAGCCAGGAUUUGUCCAGAUUCGCCACUAUCGAGAUGCCGUUUACCGGCUUUCCAAGGAACCCCAAGGCAGACAGUCUGCCUGGAUCCAGCAAGUCUUGCGGGAUAUAGCAGCUCAUCAGGAAUUCCACAAGGAGCUCCUAGAACACGAAGCAACAUCAGACAGCUUUGCAGCGUUCACGGCAAAGAUGAACGUGCUUCUGACAAACUAUCUAACAGCCGCCAAAGACGAGGUGCAAGCCAGGGAGAGCAUGGAAAGCUUCUGCACUCAUGCGGCCUACAAGCAGCAUACGUAUCUGUAUGCCCAGGCAAUUCUGUGGCAACUGCGAGGCAAGUGCCCGCGCCAACACCAAGCGCUGCUAGCCCUUAGCCAGGCGCUGACGUCUCGUGGUCUCCAGCGCUUUCCGUCUCACGUCUCUCGCUUUGACCUGAGCCUGAGUGGGGACGACAAUGCCAAAGAUUUGGCCGGCCUUCUACUGUCAAUGUCUCGACGAAGUGGCAAAGAGCUCGCUGCCGAGGCUGCAAAGGUUUGCCGCGUCCUGGAAGGCCUCUUUGGGUUCCAGGACGCCCGGACGGUUCUGUCCCCGAGCCUACAGGAGGACCGAUCGCCAAGUACCGAGGUGGCAUCGGAUGCGACAGAAUGGGGUGAACAGGUGUGCCCGGUGUGCCCAGACCCAGAGGGCCAACCCCAAGUCCCAGUUGGCCCGGGCUCUCCAGCUGCUUCAUCUGUCCGCGACAACGCUACAGCUUGGAAUUCCUCGAUCCAGGCACCCUCUUGGACAGCCCGCCGUGAAAGCGAGGGCGACUGCGAGGAAGACAGAACCAGUCAGCGCCUGGAUCCAACGAAAGGCAAGAGAGGGGUGCAGUGGCAAAUGCGCAGCCCACAGAUCUUCCACAAGCUUCUGGUGCAGUUUGUUGAUCCCGAAAACGAAUUCCAUCCGGCUGAUAAGCGGCCAUGCGCGAAGCUAUUGGCAAUAGUUUGCCAUGACGGCCUUAACUCAUCGGAUGAAGCUGUGCGCCAGUCCGCGCUCGAGGCUGUGGACGAAGCCACUUCCGACCUGUGCGCUGUGUACGAAGUCAUGCACGGCGACAAGGCGUUUGCUGUUCAGGUAAACAAUUUGAUCCGGCGAAUCCCGCAAUCCUCCGCUCUGGGUUGUGCUGCAAGCCUCUGUUGGUUGCGGCACCACGGCAUCGGCGGACGCUUGGGAGGCCGGGAGCGGCUACGCCGCAUGUCUCAGCCGGUGGUGGCCCACCUGCUUCUAAAGGCAUGCCAGGCACACGACCGGCAGUUUACGAGGAUCCUGGAGAUCACGGAAUACAUACUGGAACAGCUCGAUUCGGGUUCGUUUGACACCGAGGAGGUGGUGUCAUCUGGUGAGGAGCACAAGACGCCAGGCCAUUCCGGGCUUGCGGGCCAGGAAACCAGAGAGAUCGAGGAAAGCAGAAGAAAAUGCUUUGGCUACAUCCUCGAGCUUCUCGUGCACUUUGCCAGGGAGUCCUGCUGCGUUGCACUCGUUUCGAGUCUUUUGGCCCGAAGAGGCUCCAGUUGGAUCUCCGGGCAGAUGCAGAGCUUCUUGCAAGGUGUUUUCCGUGAGCAGCGCCAGUACGCUCCGGCCUUCGGAGUUGCUGUUGUGCGGCUGCUUGCCUGCGAUCCUGUUGGAACGGCUUGCACGGCCACGGAGGAGCAGCGUAAGCUGGCCAUCGAGUUUUUGAAAAAAGUCGGGCUGUUGUGCAAGGAUGAUCCAUUGUGGAAGUCAGAGUUCGACAAGGCGACCGAGAAAGUGAAGCCUUUCCUGAAGAAGGCCCCCCAGACCAAGGAAUCCCCUUUGAUUCAAGACGGCAAGAACAAGGCUUCUGCCGGGCCGAGCGCGGGCCAGAAGAGAGAAGGAGGAGCUUUGGAGGAUCAUCAGGCCAAGAAGGUGAAGCAGUCGCCACGGUCAUCGUCAAGGCAGUCGCCCAUAGCCACACCGUCACCGGGACAGUCGCCUGUGCCUUCGCAGCCAGACACCAACCAGGACGAUUGGGAACCCCAGAUUCAGGCUUUGCAGGGCCAGUGGCUUCGGGACUUUGACAACAUGAAAGUACUAGUGAGAGGAUACAAAGCUAUCUUCGGCGAUGGGCAGCAGAUGCAGACGAUGAAGCUUCAAGCAAGGCCAGGGAACAAGGUGAAGCUGGCCGAAAAGUGGGCAGCCGUGAUCGAUAGCCAGCGACCACAAAGGAUCAUAUGGACGGGUGAGUCCAACGGCAGUACUCGCAAGAUCAUCUGGCAAAGCGUCCAAGGUUCCAACUCGAAGCCACCAAAGAGAAAUGCGUCCUAG